Molecule: messenger RNA, 2143 nt
Organism: Monopterus albus (swamp eel)
Lineage: Eukaryota; Metazoa; Chordata; Actinopteri; Synbranchiformes; Synbranchidae
Gene: ankrd63
Product: ankyrin repeat domain 63
Exons: 1
Coding region: 136-1740 (534 amino acids)
Biological process (GO): regulation of G1/S transition of mitotic cell cycle; negative regulation of cell population proliferation; regulation of cyclin-dependent protein serine/threonine kinase activity
Cellular component (GO): cytoplasm; nucleus
Molecular function (GO): protein kinase binding; cyclin-dependent protein serine/threonine kinase inhibitor activity
Source: RefSeq, a predicted model, not a curated record
CAGUCUUACUCAGAGGUGAAUGCACUCAUUUUCAACACCGACACUCUCUAAAAACUUGCUACAGGCUCUUUCUCUGUUCAUCAACUUCUUUCUUGGCUCGCUUGAAGGUUUGGCGCAACAAGUAGCCAUUCAAGAAUGAUGCGACCAAAAGAUUUACGCCAGGGAUCUGGCACCAAGACCUUCCUAGAUGCUAUGCACGGUGGUAAAGUUCACCUUGCGCGCUUCAUUCUGGAUGCCUUGGAUGGACGCAUUAUCAACUCAAAGACAGAAAACAGCCGCACCCCGCUCAUGUACGCCGUCUGCUUGCAAGACAAUGGGACCAGGGCCAAGUUCACCCAGCUGCUGCUGGAGAAAGGGGCAGAUGUCAACUGUCAGGAUGAGGAUGGUCGCACAGGCCUGAGCUAUGCCUGUGAGAUGGGCCACCUGGAUGUUGUCAAGCUUCUAGUGCAGUUCAAUGCAGACCCGGAUAUCUGUGAUGCCUGGGGUAACAGCGCUCUCAUGUAUGCUGCCUUUUCUGGGCACAGCCAGAUUCUGGAGUUCCUGAUCCGGGCUUUCAAAAGACUGGGACUGAGGUUAGAUAAAACAAAUAAUGCAGGUCACUCGGCCAUCGAGGUGGCCAACUUCUUUGGACACAACCAUUGCGUCCAGGUUCUGAACUUUCCUUGCCGGAGGGGUGCUGGCACAGAUGAGCCACUUGCUGAUGCAGGUACCAUCAGGGAAGGAGAUUACCAGCUGCCCAACAGACUCCCCAAACAUGUCCUGGAGAGGUUCUCCAAGCAGGUGAAUAAUGAAGACCAACUGCCCAGGGUAUUUCAGAGACAGCUGAGGAUUGGAGACAGCAGCGGGCACCACUUCCGAUAUCCCAGGAGCCAGUCUCAGGAGGACAGCCACUGCCACAGCUGGGCUCUGCCUCCACAACUGGAAAAAAGCCAGACUGAGGGGGAUCACAGCAUUCUCUUCACUUCUAAACAACUACAAAACUGCCAGCUUAGAGAGCUAAGAGGGACUAAAACACUGAAUUCUCUGCCCGAGCCGAGCCAGAAAAAUGUCAGCCGAGACACUGGACUUACAGAGCAAACACCAGAGAGUUUUCCUCAUUGGGGAAAAGCAAAGUCAUUUAACCUGGACGAUCAGAGCACCAGAAAGCAGUCUUAUCAGGGUGAUAUGCGUGACAUGAGCCUGUCAGCCAGCAAAUUAAAGAGACCCUCGCUACAAGAUGAGAGAUGCCUGAUAGACAAGAUGGAAUGUCAAGGGAACAAAUGUGGCCUGACAAACGAUGCUGACAAAACUUUCUCAGUGCCACAGUCUCUUUUAAACGGCAAGAGUCAACCCUUGAGAACGCACAAGGAGAAUGUCAAAUCACAGAGGGAAGAGGCUAAUGACUCAGCACCAUCAAGCAGGAGAGAGGAGCAGAAGAGGGAGAGCUUUGGUCCAGUCAGCAGACACAACAAACUGCUCUUUGCCAGAGGGGAGAUAGAGUCAGGGAAGAUCUCAAAUCGUACGCCGGGAUUUGUGGGCCUGGGGACCAGACUGCUGCGUCGAUUCACCGCGCCAGAGUUCAUGAGGAUGGUGAUAGACUGUUCAUCGGGCUCAUCAAAUGGCAAAGGGCGAAUAUCCCGCUCCGAAACGUUCCCCCUCUCUCACACACAUCAGCAGGUCAACAGCCAGCCGAGUGUUGACAGCAUCAGUGGAGUGAAGUGUGAGUUUGAAAGUUACUCAUCUCAGGCCACGCUUGAGUAGAAUAAGGACAGUGUUGAGCAAGAGAAACGGCUGGUAGUGGAACUUUUACAUCACCUAAAAUUCUGACAAUGCAGUUUAACUGUUAGGUGAUAUAUUCUAUAUACUGAGACAAAUAUUAAUCAUUUGCUGAGGUCACAGCUUAUUUGUUUUUUCAGUGUGUAUUAAUACAACGUUUAAAGCUUAUUAAGCUGCAUACCCCUGCAAACAAAUGAGCAAUUCUUUAUCUGAAAUAAUUUAUAAAUGAACAUGUCAGUCUGUGAAAUUAUUUUUGUGUCACAUAUGUCAUAUUGUAUGAGAUUAUAUGUAUUUGAUAUUGCUUCUGUGUUUACAAGAAAUAAUGUAUGUAUUUUGCUUCAGGAUAUUCAGUGACUGUGUACUGUAUGACUCAUGCUGAAUACCUAAU